AAUGCCUAUCAAAAAUAUAACAAAAGAUAACCCAUAUGUGAAAGAAGUAGAAAACCUUUUAAUGCAAGAAGAAACCCAAGAUAUAAACAUGAAUGAAACAUGCUUACAAGAACAAGAAACAGAAGAAAUUAUAUCAGAUUAUAACAUGAAUAACAAAAAAAAUACUGUUUGUACAGAAAUUCCUAUCGAAAAUAACCUUAAUACAAUACAAGAACCAGUAAUUAAUAAUAUAGAUUUGGAAAAUGCUUAA
Molecule: messenger RNA, 250 nt
Organism: Cetraspora pellucida
Lineage: Eukaryota; Fungi; Glomeromycota; Glomeromycetes; Diversisporales; Gigasporaceae
Source: the annotation of a GenBank genome assembly